AUGCGCCAGAUGUCGUUCCCGGAGCACACCGGAGAAGGUGAGGAGCCCUGUUGUUAUUACCAUCCCGCUCCGAUGACUCGUCCGGGGACAAAAUACCGCCAUUUUCGCAUGACGAACCCCUCUGCUCUUGGACGGCGGAGGAAUGCAUCACUUGACAGUCCGAGUACAACUUUUCUGUUGAGCCAGUCGCAUUCAUCUGAGAUCACACAAGGGAAGCUCAAUGAAGAGCAACCUGGGACAACUGGAGAUCCCGGAUUGGUGUCGACUUCUCCCAAAACCUCGCCUGGAACAGAUACCCGCCCAGUAGUUCCGUCUACAUCUAGGCUUACCAUAGCAACCCACUACCUCAUGGUCCUAUAUGCGUCUUAUUCACAUUACAGGGACCUCAUUUUCAACUAUCUUGACCGCAGCCGAUCUUUCGUCAUCCCUCGGCCAUUACUAUUCGAGCUGUUUUCGACUCUGUAUGAUGAUAUGAAAGCAGGGGUGGAUCUUCACUCUGACUUAACCCAGAACACACGCAAGUCCAUUCCCUCCAUAUCUGUAAAUACCACUGUAGAGGAGUUUUGUGGGUGGUUUAGAGGAACCAAUCUUCGGUGGGAACUUCUUGGGGUUGUUUUCGCCCUUGCGGGUCUCGCUUCGGUUCAUACUGCUGAGCCACAGAAGCCACUUAGCUAUGAAUCUUUUGCUACGGAUAUGUACACAGCCAGCAGAGCAUGUAUCGAGAUAUGUGAAGAAUUUAACCAAUUGAACGACAUGACCACUUGGUUGCGGCAUACAAAUGUUGCUUUAGCAUCAAAUUUGUUUGGAGAUACAAGCAGUAUCCUAUACCGUUGCUUCAGCUCAUUAACUGCGGAGCUAUUCGCUUUGAGAUAUCAUCGCCAGAUGUCAUUGCAGUCUGAAGUGCCUUUCUUCAUGUCUGAAACUCGCAAAAGGCUCUUUGCUGCUGCAGUUUGUCGAGACAUGAACCUUGCAACGCUCCUUGAAAGGCCACCAUUCAUUGACUGUAACUUCUGUGAUAUGAGAUAUCCACUUGAUCUGGAUGAAGAAGAGAUAGUGCUGGUUGGGAGUGAGCUUAGUGCAGCCCUACAAAAUUUGGAUGAGAGCGGUUGGAAGACCUCCUCCGAGAGGGAAAAAUUACUUCGACCAGCAACAGGAAUACGAAUCCGUUUUGCAUUAUCAAGCCUUCGAGCCAAGAUACUGCGACUAUCACUAGGAAACCGGAUGGAAUGCAUGACCAAACAGCACCUAGAAUUAUACCAAGAUUAUGAAAACAUUUGGGCUAGAGUCCCAAUGAAAUACCGCUAUAGGAGUGAUUUAUGGGAAUACCUGAGCCCGAGAUCAUGCGUUGUGCUCUUGAGUGCUCAUUUAGAUCAUCUUCACUGCGGCUUUCAGAUCCUACGAAUGCUCCAACAGGAAGGUCAAGACACACUUACAGCCAUUCUGGAUACUUCAAUGGGAUUGCUUUCAGGCAUGCUUGACUUGAUGAAGCAACAAGAGCGAUUCGUUGAGCUGCGAGAGAGGUUCACAUGGAUCUUUCUGUUUUAUGGUCUUCCUGGUGCCGGUACUCUUGCUACGGAACUUCAUCAACACACGCUCAAGGGACUCCCUUUGCCUACCUCUAUUCCCUGCUCACGUAUAGUCCGUGACUUGAGUGUUGCGAUCUCGUGGGUUGAGAAACAGAACUUGCCGACCCGCUCAGAUUACCAGCUAUGCCUUCAAAUCAGCAAGGUAAUCAGUCGACUUUUAGAUGAUACCCUGAAUCGGGGUCUAGUACCAGCGAAAAAUACCAAUAGUCAAUUGGAGAAGGUGCCGCAAGAGCAGCAGGUGCCAGAAGGCUUUCACAUUGACAGAUCUUCCAACAGUUCGGAUAAGUCUCAGCCAUUGCCCGAGCCAUUUACUAGCGAGGACUUUCUCAACUGGAUUGAUGAUCUGGGACAGCUGGACCGACCAACCCGAACAGUUCCCCACGCCAAAUCCACCGGGCCUGUUGACGUUGACCCCGUUCGGCUAUGUACCGCACUCGCAAUAUUUCCUGAUAGUGUCAUGCCGGUUGAUCGAAGGCAAGCGGCCGUCUUCGUGGGGGCAUUCGCCCUGCGGCUUCUUCUCUUGGUCCUUUUCCCGUCGCUCCCCGACUUGUUGACCGGAAGAGUUGAGGUAUCGACACCGGUCAGCAGCUUCAAACGACUUCAGGAGGGUCUCUUCCUAUACACGCGAAAUGUUUCCCCUUAUGACGGAGGUGUCUUCCAUCAGGCACCGCUUCUUCUCCCUAUCUUUGCCUUGCUUCCGAACGCCAGAGAAUUUCCUGUACCAACCGCCCUUUUCUACUCAUUGAUCGAUCUUAUAAACGCGAACGCUUUGAUCACGAUAUCCGAUUCAGGACAGGCAGUCUCGGGGAGGUUAUUCUCAGCAUUGCGGAAACAUAUCAAAUGGGACGGGGUUUCUGUUGCAGCAUGGUUUCUUUUCAACCCGUUUACUAUCGCAACCUGCCUUGGCCGUUCAACCGCCGUCUUUACCACCACCGGAAUCCUAUACGCACUGUCUAAUGCCGUCAGCGGAAAUAGUCUCAACGCCAUGCUUUCCCUAGGAUUCGCGUCGUACUUAUCGAUUUACCCAGCUCUCUUGUUCAUCCCUCUAGUGCUUCUCUGUUACGACCGACGUGCUCAAGGACCAAAGCCACCAUCGGGAGUCGCCAUCUUCGCCAUGCAGCAUCUCGUAAUCUUUUUGCUUAGCAUAGCCGGUCUGCUUGGAAUUUCUUGCUUGAUCGUUGGAGACUUCUCUCAAUUUAUCUCUGCGACAUAUGGCUUCCAAUUACUGGUCCCUGAUUUAACACCUAACGUCGGCCUUUGGUGGUACUUCUUCAUCGAAAUGUUCGACUCGUUCCGAGAAUUUUUCCUUGGAGUUUUCUGGCUUCAUCUGGCGGCAUACGUUGGUGGCCUGACCGUGCGACUGCGGAGGCAACCUCUAUUUGUUAUCGCCUCUCUAUUGGGAAUCUUUGCUGUCUUCAAACCUUACCCUAGCAUCUCAGAUGCCUCGUUAUACUUCGCCCUCUUGCCUCUUUAUAGGCAUCUUUUCCCUCUGAUGCGCUACACUUUCUUCGCGGUGUCAGCGCUUUUGUAUGCCACCCUUUUGGGCCCAGCGUUCUAUCACCUAUGGAUCUAUGCUGGCUCCGGCAACGCCAACUUCUUCUACGCCAUCACCCUGGUGUGGAGCUUAGGGCUAUCGAUAUUACUGGCAGACACCAUUUUCGCCGUGCUCAGAGAUGAGUGGGAGCAAGAAAAUCCCGAAAUGCGCGGCAAAGAGGCUAGACAAAUUUAAGAUAUGGUAUCAUUCUUAUGUAUAAUACAGCGGCCUUGAUACGAACACCAUGGUGUAUAUCAGUAUUUUCCAACAGUUAUCACCGGUUAGACCGUAACGACUUAGACAGAAUCAUAUAGUCCGGCUCCUUCACCAUUCCGUUUCGUAGUAUGCGAGGUGGUGGGGAAUACUCAUCCUCCGUGAAGC
Molecule: messenger RNA, 3501 nt
Organism: Aspergillus nomiae NRRL 13137
Lineage: Eukaryota; Fungi; Ascomycota; Eurotiomycetes; Eurotiales; Aspergillaceae
Product: GPI-anchor transamidase subunit GAB1
Exons: 10
Coding region: 1-3315 (1104 amino acids)
Biological process (GO): attachment of GPI anchor to protein; protein localization to cell surface
Cellular component (GO): GPI-anchor transamidase complex; membrane
Source: RefSeq, a predicted model, not a curated record